Molecule: messenger RNA, 1184 nt
Organism: Pistacia vera
Lineage: Eukaryota; Viridiplantae; Streptophyta; Magnoliopsida; Sapindales; Anacardiaceae
Exons: 5
Coding region: 155-970 (271 amino acids)
Source: RefSeq, a predicted model, not a curated record
ACGAAACCAAGUUUCCUUCUUCCUCCUUCAUUGGCGGUUACUCAGCCUUUCACGCCGAGAAUUUCUCUUAUUUUUCCCACACACACCACGUGUGUGUUUAAACAAAAAGUCCCCUAGUGAUCAUAGUUUGGUAGCUGAACCAAAUCGCCGAACCAUGGAUUCACUCUCAUCAGUCUCCACUUCCAUAGUUCUCCCUCCCAGUAAUCCCCUCCGUCUUCGCAGUCGACAGGUUCGCUUCUCUUCUCGCACAAUUCACAGUCGUUUUUCUGCUCUUUCCUCUUCCUUGGUCGGACGCCGUACUAGCAGAUUUCCGCGAGUCUUAUGUAAAACCAGCACCGGAAAUAAAGAUGAUGAUGACGGCAACCAAGAAAUUGAGAGAGCCCUGCACUUGGACGGAACCAUUCCUGGGAGUUCGAACGAGUUUGUAAAGCGAGUCUCUUCACGGGCUUAUGAUAUGCGCAGACAUUUACAUCAGACUUUCGACACCAGCAGCUAUGACGUUCUAGAGGCAAACCCAUGGAGAGAAGAUUCAAAGCCUGUAUAUGUACUAACCCACAAUGAAAACCAGUUAUGCACGAUGAAAACUCGAAGGAAUCGGAGUGAAGUUGAAAGGGAGCUUGGGUUAUUGUUUUCCAAAGGAGGAAAGUGGAGGUCCCAAAUUGGAAAUCAAUCUAAACAGUCUAGAGGUGGAACAAAAUUCCAGAUGCUUGUGGAGGAUGUUAGGGAGGGAGUGCUUGUAUUUGAAGAUGAGAAUGAAGCUGCACGAUAUUGUGACUUGCUGCAGGGAGGAGGUAAAGGUUGUGAAGGUGUUGCAGAGAUUGAAGCCUCAUCAGUAUUUGAUCUCUGCCAAAAAAUGAGGGCCUUGGCUGUUUUGUUCCGCAAGGGAAGAACUCCUCCUCUACCUCAGAGCUUGGAGCUCAAUCUCAGGGCCCGAAAACGGUCCCUUGAAGACCAAGAGGACUUGGUGUGAGAGAAAUGGUGGCAUGAAAGUAUGAAAAAUAGAACUAAAUAUCUGUAAAAUGUAAAUUCAUUUGUCGGUGGUGAAGUAAAUAUGAUGAUUAUACGAAAAGGUCCUUGAGUUGCAUAUGAUAAUAAUGCGCAAUUGUAAUGGUAAUUUUGCUUUUGUAGUUCACCCAAAAGCCCUGUAUUUGAUGUGAUCUUAUAAAAAUUAUUGAACUCCAGAA